Messenger RNA from Chinchilla lanigera (long-tailed chinchilla), 4333 nucleotides. RefSeq names its product matrix metallopeptidase 20 (gene Mmp20). Gene Ontology annotation, molecular function: metalloendopeptidase activity; zinc ion binding. Bases 743 to 2314 code for a protein of 523 amino acids. Gene Ontology annotation, cellular component: extracellular matrix. The record is from RefSeq and is a predicted model, not a curated record. Gene Ontology annotation, biological process: collagen catabolic process; amelogenesis; extracellular matrix organization. The transcript has 12 exons. NCBI's taxonomy places the organism in Eukaryota, Metazoa, Chordata, Mammalia, Rodentia, Chinchillidae.
GACUUCCGCCUCCGGCUGUUGCUCACCCAGCAAAUGGCUCCUGGCUUCCGCCUUCCUGUUUCAGUCACCGGAACUGUGGUAUGUAACAGAUACGCUGUCCGCCUGGGUAACAUGCUGCUGAGUACCUGCUGGUGUUCACUGGACCCCACAGACCCGCUCCAACCCAUCUCUCGGCCAUGCAGGAAAAUGUAGCAGGACACAAAGAGGCAGAGAGGGAGGAGAGGUGGCUGUAUGAACAACCUUGACUCUCAUCUAAAUGUGAAGCUUUCCAACAACUACCGGUUCACUUUCCAACCUAUGUCAGCACUGCAGAACGCCAGGGCACCUUGACGUGGCAGGAGCUGGUGUCUGUGAGCCAUCAUCAUCCGCAGCAUCUAUUCCUGAGAAAUGUCAAAGUGGACGCAGAAGACACAGGUGACUGGGCUGAAUGUGGGGAACUGCUGGGUUAUAGUACUCGAUUAUAUUCUCAUUCAAUUGUACUCUAAUCAUUUGCCUCUUCUGCAAUGAGAAUGGAAAAGGUCCCCCCAAUUGAAGUUAAUCAAAGGUUUCGGUUGAGUUGGGUUCAAAUCUAUCAAGCUCCCCCCAAUUUGUGUAAGUAGCUAACAAACUUCAUAAAAAUAACUACUUCUCUCCUUUUAUGAUUUGGUAAAUCGCAAAGAAAGAAGCUUGCCCUGAUUCCCGUGUAUGGUCAUGUUACCCCGUCAUCAGGGAGAGAACGGGCUGUAUAAUUACCAUUUGAGACAUGAAUCAUCCUUGCUCGGAGGACCCAGACCUGGCUGACUCUAUAAAAGGAGCUCAGGGUCGAAGUGCAAAUGUGCACCGUCUGCGUCCCCCGGGCUGCUAUAAUUACCGAGAUACAGAGGAGAUGAAGGCGCUCCCUGCGUCUGGCCUUGCCGUGCUCCUUGUCACAGCUCUGAAGUUCUCCUCUGCAGCACCCCUACUCGCAGCCACCCCCAGGACCUGGAGGAACAACUUCCACCUCGCACAGGCAUAUCUUGACAAGUAUUACACAAAGAGAGGAGGGCACCAGGUUGGUGAGAUGGUGUCAAGAGGAGGCAAUUCCAUGGUGAAGAAGAUUAAGGAGCUGCAGGCAUUCCUUGGCCUCCAAGUCACUGGGAAGUUGGACCAGAACACGAUGGACGUGAUCAAGAUGCCUCGCUGUGGAGUUCCUGAUAUGGCAAAUUAUCGCCUCUUCCCAGGUGAACCCAAAUGGGAAAAAAAUACUUUAACAUACAGAAUAUCCAAAUACGCCGCGUCCAUGCGCCCCGCCGAGGUGGACAGAGCGAUCGAGAUGGCUCUGCGGGCCUGGAGUAGCGCUGUCCCCCUGAACUUCGUGAGAGUGAACUCAGGAGAAGCAGAUAUUAUGGUAUCUUUUGAAACCGGAGAUCACGGGGACUCCUACCCAUUUGAUGGGCCUCGCGGGACGCUAGCCCAUGCGUUUGCACCUGGAGAAGGCCUGGGAGGAGACACGCAUUUCGACAAUGCCGAGAAGUGGACUUUGGGGAUGAAUGGUUUCAAUCUCUUUACCGUUGCUGCUCAUGAGUUUGGCCACGCCCUGGGUCUGGCCCAUUCCACAGACCCUUCGGCACUGAUGUACCCAACGUAUAAGUACAAGAAUCCCUAUGGGUUCCGCCUUCCUAAGGAUGAUGUGAAAGGGAUCCAGGCGUUGUACGGACCCCGGAAACCGUUCCUGGGAAAACCUACCAUUCCCCACAUUCCUCCCCACAAGCCGUCCUUCCCUGAUGUCUGCGACGCCAGCUCAUCCUUUGAUGCUGUGACGAUGCUAGGAAAGGAACUUCUGCUCUUCAAGGAUCGGAUUUUCUGGCGACGGCAGGUUCACUUGUUGGCAGAGAUUCGGCCGAGCACUAUCACCAGCUCCUUCCCCCAGCUCAUGUCCAACGUGGAUGCAGCUUAUGAAGUGGCCGAGAGAGGCACUGCUUACUUCUUCAAAGGCCCCCACUACUGGAUAACACGAGGAUUCCAAAUCCAAGGCCCUCCUCGGACUAUUUACGACUUCGGGUUCCCAAGGCGCGUGCAGAGAAUAGAUGCUGCGGUGUACCUCCAGGAGCCGCAGAAGACCCUUUUCUUCGUGGGAGACGAAUACUACAGCUAUGACGAACGAAAAAGGAAAAUGGAAAAAGACCACCCAAAGAGCACCGAAGAAGAAUUUUCAGGAGUACACGGCCAAAUAGAUGCUGCUGUAGAAUUAAAUGGCUACAUUUACUUCUUCUCAGGACCAAAAACAUACAAGUACGACGUAGAAAAGGAAGAUGUGGUCAGUGUGGUGAAAUCUAGCUCCUGGAUUGGUUGCUAAAGGGAAAGGUCUCACCUUCUCCAAGAAAUAAAGACGACCACCGUGGCUGAUCACUGGAUUUGAAGGCCUAAAGCUCACGUAGAACAGGGAUUCUUCCCAUGGCCUUCAGUUCUACGUGCAAGUUAGAGUCCACUGGAACAAUAAUGUUUCUAAAUUUUUCAGAGUUGCACAUUCAAAAUUUUAAUCCUAAUGAGAAAUUAAGCCAACUUUACACAAAAUACAAAUCAACCUAAUGUAUUUCACAGUUAGACACUCAUUUUAGUCUUACCUAAUAUACUCUAAAGCAAAUUGAUCAGUUGAGUUUUUAUUUUCAGGUAGAAGCUUGCUUGUGCAUUCCCUGACAUAUAACUACUUUAUUAGGAAAUAGCAAUACCAUGCAAAUUAUGACUGAUCUUUGUAGACAUUGACUUUUUGGCCACUAUUAAUUAUAACAAAUAUAAAUAUGCCUGUUAUUACUUUAACCACAUCACAAACAAAAAUGGCAUAAGGUUUGUUUCUUAUUUUAUUUGAUUCUGUGUCUGCUCCGUUGUCUCUGACACAGGCCAUGCCAGACAAACAUUCAAAUGAAUUUUCAUACCCAACGACAGAUUGAUACUUUACAACAGGAGAACAUUUUAAUGAAAGUCAAUAGAAAUAUUAUAUUAGAAUAGUCCUCCAUUUCUCUUUUCUAUUAAUAUUUACCCAUCUCUGUAAUACUUUAUUUGGCAACAAAGUCUGUGUACCUAUAGAAAAUGUAAAUUUUAAGAUAGUAUGUGUACACAGACCCAAAAGAAAGAAAUAAAUAAGGAUCACUCCUGUUUCCUUUUAACAUCCACAGUGACCCAUCUAAAUUUCUUCUGAACAGUUUUCUAUAUAAGAGAGUUCACUUUUUAACUUUAACUUUUUUUUACUUUAAAAUCGAUCUUUUUCCCCCCUACCUAGUCAUCAGUACUGACAGAUGAAAUUAUGGCUGUCUUUCUUAUAACUUUUGAAAUCUUACCCUUAAAAAUGUAAAGAUUCUAAAACAUUUUAGCGGUUCUAAAAUUGAGUGAUGAAAGGUGUGUAAUGUCCUUCAUAAACUACCUAGAACACUGACAGUUUUUAACAAAAGUGACUAUCAUUGUUACCACUAUUUAUUCAAUUUUUUCAGAGUCACUAAAAAGACAAUGUUAAGAAGGAAGGAGGCAGUUACGCGAGGUACUCUACACCUUGCAUUUGGUUUCUGUUACUGGAAGUAGCUAUUUAUAGCCAAACAGAUGUUGAGUUUUUGUUGAAGGCAGCAUCUGUUAUCCUUCCUUUGCAAUCUCAGUCCAUCCGGUGGCAUGAUUAAUGGAUUAAAAAAAAUGUGGUAAUAUCCACAGGGAAGAAAAAUCACUUUUGCAAAACCAGCUGAGAACUACUUAGUAUCAUAAGCAAAGAGGAAAAGAUUAAAGAUUCCUUGGAAAGAUUAAAAACACAGAAAUUCCACUCCUUAGUAUAUAUCUGAAAAACUGAAACAUGCCCACACAAAAACUUGAAACAUUCCUAGCAGUGUUAUUCAUAAUAGUCAAAAGUGGAGAUAUUCUAUCACAUGAUUAAUGGAUAAAUACAAUGUGGUAAUAUCAAACAACAGACUAUCAUCCAACAAUAAAAAGAAAUGAAGUACUAAUACAUGCUACAAUAUUAUAGAUGAAGCUUGAAAACAUCAUGCUAAGUAAAAGAAACCAGCCACAAAAAGCCACACACUUGUAUGAUUUUAUUCAUGUGCAGUGUUUAUAGUAGGAAAAUCCGUAGAGACAGAAAACAGACUAGUGCUUCUCAGGAGUUGCUGGAAGGAGACAACAGGAAGAGACUGCUCAUGGGUACAGGGCUUUGGGGAGGGUGCUGAGAAUGCUCUAAAUUGGUGAUGGUGAUGGUUAUGCAACUCUGUGAAUAAAUUAAAGGCCACGGAAUUGUACACUUUAAGUGAGUGUGUUGUAUGUUAUGUGAAUUAUAUCUCAAUAAAAUUGUUACAUUUUAAAAAAUAAACAAGAAUACCAAAGUGGUGUGACAAUCCAUGAA